AUGGGUGGGUAUACCUAUUCGCUAAAAAUUGACGUAUUGGAACAACGAAAAUUACCAAUUAAAGAGUGUAAUGUCAAAUCAUCCUUAAAUCACUCUAAACUAGAAAUUUCCAGUUUGCCCAGCGGCACCUUCUCUUCUCAAGGCAUAGACAUAAAGCCAUUUAUCAUAUCAAAUGUUGAAGUUGAACCUUUUGAUUCAGACAUACCCGCAUACAAUGAGAUCAUCAAUAAUGUCCAAGAGAAGCUUGGACAGCUCAAAAUUAUUCAGGAAAAGGCUAUAAUGAAGAGCAUUGAGAAGCAGAAGAUUCAGGCGGAGAGUGAGAUUAAAAAUGCAAAUAUUAGCGAGAAACCUUCAGAAAAUAUUUCAUUCAAGUCCCCAGUGCAUACAUUUGAGAAUUGCGAUUUGGAUAUGAAAAAAAAGAUUUUAUCAUUAAGAAAACAGGUAUACACAUGUAUAAAUGUGGUUGCGGGAACAAUAUCUCAGAUAAAGAAAACUAGUGAAACAAUUAUUAGGAUAAUUUCGGAGGCUAAAAUAGCAUCGGAAGACCUUUAUUGGUUUGUAUUAUACACCAUUGUUGAUUCAAUAUUCAAUUGCUGCGAUCCUGGGGGGCAAAUAUUCAUUAAACCUAGCUCAGUUUGGCCAUUUUCUCAUCUUCUUUCCCUCGUAUUACAGGAGCCUGCGGCUGUUCGCAUAUAUCAUUCAUUAGUUGCAAAGCGUAACUUGAACUACAUAUUUAAGAUUAACAACCUGGAAGACCAGGAUAAAUCGGUUAAGUUUAAUGGGAAAUACCUAGAUGCAUUGGUGCGACUACACAUGUCCUUAUUUGUACUGACAAAAGACUUUAGUGCAAUAUGGUCAUGGUUUGCGGCAACAGUAAACGAAUAUACCACUGCACCAAAUGGCAAUGUUUAUAUGCCUAUAAUUUUGUUUGCAAGCUUGGAAAUUGCGGGACAUUCAGCCCUAAACACAUUCCGAGGUCAAUUUUCGAAGAUUAUGAUGCUGAUAAAUGAUAAUUUGAUGAUCAAAAUUAGGAAAUAUAUCGUACUUGACGAUUCAAUGAAGGCCGUUUACAAUAUGUAUAGGGAAAGAUUUGAGCAUUUGAUUGAAGAUUUUAUGAAGCAUAAGAGAUUUGAUGUGCCACAAGGGUACGAAAUGAAGCAUAAGGAGGAGAAAUUACAUGCUAACAUCUAA
Messenger RNA from Babesia microti strain RI, 1191 nucleotides. Its product is annotated as conserved Plasmodium protein, unknown function. The coding region runs from base 1 to 1191 and encodes 396 amino acids. The record is from RefSeq and is a predicted model, not a curated record. The transcript has 3 exons. Lineage: Eukaryota; Apicomplexa; Aconoidasida; Piroplasmida; Babesiidae.